Microdochium trichocladiopsis is the source of this 1062-nucleotide messenger RNA. RefSeq lists its product as uncharacterized. Bases 76 to 954 code for a protein of 292 amino acids. The record is from RefSeq and is a predicted model, not a curated record. Lineage: Eukaryota; Fungi; Ascomycota; Sordariomycetes; Xylariales; Microdochiaceae. The transcript is spliced from 3 exons.
GACCGCUCACAAUCUGGACGCGGAACUACUUGGCGAGGUCAUUCAGGUGCACUUGGCAUCACUCAUUGGCACGAGAUGAUCGGGUCAUGCACAGCUCACAUGGACAUGCUGCGCUUGCGAACGUCAUCUCGCAUCAUUGGGCAGCCAUGGCUUCGCAGAGCUGUUCCUGCACCGCCCGUGGCUAGGCAUUCCAUGGCUGUGUUGCAGCGACUCACAUCCACGACGACCGGACGGGCUGCGGCCACAAAACAAUCACCAGCAACGGCAUCUGCGGUCGUGGAAGGAGUCGGCGCAGCGAAAUUACCACCACCAACCAAAUUUGUGUUUCCUGAACGCCUGUGCGUCUACCACGCUGGCACUGGGCGGGUGACUUUCCUGGCAUGUCUGAAGGUGUCGACGCUCUUCAUCUUUACUUUCUUCGCCUUCGUGGUGACACCAUUAUAUCUGGAGCGUGAGGGCUUUUCGGUGACUGUGCUGCGUACUACCGCGUCAGCCGUCAUACCAUUGGCAUUUGUAGCAUGGGCUACAUCUCCAUUCGUUACAUUCAUCCACCUCCGCCUACCGCCAUACGCGCGACAGUCUGAAGACAUGCUGAGGCGAUUUAUUACUGCCCAGCUCGGCAGCGCAGCAGCCAAGUCCCCUACUCGUGGAAUCAGUGGUCGAUCUGCCGUAGCAGGAGGACUUACGGGCGAGACAGAGCUCGAGAUUACGACGAUGAGCUACAUCGCCAAGCCUCGCCUUAGCGUUGUGCGACUGGAAGAGCUUAAGCCCGUUAGAAAGAGGCUAGGCAUCGUCAAUUAUUCACGCGACACGACGGCUGAGAACGCGAGGAGAAAAUGGUACAUGUUUCCAGCUGUGGCAAGCUUCAGUAUCCAGGAGACUUCAAACACGAUGCCCAAGGUUCCCUGGGUGUGGAGCAAGAUUGCAGAGAGGAUCCAAAGUGUGUCAACGUGAGCCGAAGUUCGAGGUGAUAGAAUGUUGGCAUGCACAGACUUGGAAGAAGAGGCAUGAUAGCAGUCUCAAACAAUAAAGGACAGUGAACGAGUUCGAUCUUGUACCAGU